Molecule: messenger RNA, 1143 nt
Organism: Penicillium cosmopolitanum
Lineage: Eukaryota; Fungi; Ascomycota; Eurotiomycetes; Eurotiales; Aspergillaceae
Product: exosome non-catalytic core subunit RRP42
Exons: 3
Coding region: 1-1143 (380 amino acids)
Biological process (GO): nuclear polyadenylation-dependent mRNA catabolic process; U5 snRNA 3'-end processing; U1 snRNA 3'-end processing
Cellular component (GO): cytoplasmic exosome (RNase complex); nuclear exosome (RNase complex)
Source: RefSeq, a predicted model, not a curated record
AUGUCCAACCAAAGACAAGCCUCCUCCGCCUCGCAAACCCCGCACCUCUCCCCAGCCGAACUCUCCUACCUCUACACCUCCCUCUCGCUACCGAAAUCCCCCAUCCGACCUGAUGGCCGCUCACCAACCCAAUUCCGCCCCUUGACAGCCGAGUCGAACAUCCUCCCCGGAACGAACGGGAGUGCGCGCAUUGGGUUCGCGGACGGGACGCAGGCUAUCGUCGGCGUGAAGGCGGAGGUUGAGAAGACGGUUUUGUCGACUGAUACGCUUGCUUCGAGUGAAGUUGGAGAAGGGGAGGAUUCGACUUCGACUUCGGCUGCGGCUUCGGGUCAUGGUUCUUGGGUGCAGAUGUCUAUUGAGAUUCCUGGGUUUCGGGAUGAUGAUGCGCUGCCGGUGUUUUUGUCGGAGAUGAUGCGUGAGUCGUUGGUGGGUUCUGUUGCGGAUGGAGGUGGUGAUGGUGAUGGUGAUGUGACGAUGGCUGGUGGGUUAAAGGGGAGAUUGGUUAUUAAUAAACGGUGGCACUGGCGGUUGUAUAUUGAUGUCUUGCUUCUUUCUCAACCACUCUCAUAUCCACUGCCGCUGCUCUCUCUAACGACCCAUCUCGCACUUCUGUCGACCAAAUUGCCAAAGCUGAAGUCGCAAGGCGAGGAAGAUCCCUUCUUCGACGACGACUGGGAGGUUGCGGAGUAUCUGUACCCGCGCAGUUCGAACCUCAAGGCUGCUGGCAAUGCCUCACAACAUGUUCGACCCCCGGUGACCCUGCUUGUUAUCUCCGUCGGCGAGAAUGUCAUUUUCGACCCGAGUCGGGAAGAAAUCGCCUUCUUGCCAUCUCCGUUACUGAGGGAUACGGAGGCUGGUAAUUUGAAAUUGCUUUCUAUACGCACCGUCGACCCGCCUUCUCGUCUCACGCAGCCUGCUGUGCCUAAUUCUGAGAAUGUGAAUAUGCUCGGUGCUACGGCUCCUACGGAGGAUAUUGCUGUUUUGAACCCGGCGACUGGGGAAGAGGAGGUUCCUGGUGUGUGGAGGCCGAGGCGCGGUGGUGUUAAGCGCAGUGUUAUUGCGAAUAUGAUCAAGACUGUGCUGAAGAAGGGUGGGGUUGGUGAAGAAGUGCUGGAGGGAUUGGAGGGUGUUGAGGUAGAAUGA